GGUUGUGCUCCUGGCCAGCCUGUGCCCCCCCCUUCCUUCCCUGCAGCCCCUCCUUGUCCUCUCACAUGCCUGUGGCAUGUGACAUAUUUACCAGAUUGUUACUGGUCUGAGCUGGAAGCCAACCAAAACCAUGUCAGUCAUAACCCUGCCCUGCCUGUGCCAGGAUCAGAAGUGCUCUGGUGUGUGGGGUGGGUUACCUGCUGUAGCUCCCAGCCUGAAUGUGGUGGUGUUGAUCUUGUCCUGUUAAGGACGUGCAUCAAACUGGUUCCUGCUGGGCUUCCCCUGCCGGGUUUGGAUUUGUUUUCUCUCCUCUCCCUGCACGCAGAGGUUGUGGAGCACUGCUGUGAGUUGUGAAAUGCCUGCUGGGGUCAGCUCCAGUGGCUGCUUCUCAGGAGUGAGCACAGUGAUCCCAAAUCCGUGGGAUCCUUGGUGCAGGCAGGCGUGGGUCCCUGCUUGGGACAGGCAGGCAGCUGUGUGCACUGCUCUCCACGCAGGCAGGGAGGCUACAGGCACAAUCCAGUCCCCCCGGAAUGUUUCUGAUCAUCUUGGGGUCUUGCAGAGUUCUGUCCUUGCACACAGGGAUGAAACUGCUCUCAGUGCUUUUUUCCAAGAAACAAACAUCCCCUACAGCCACCACCAUCAGAUGAUGUGCACUCCCGCCAACACGCCGGCCACGCCACCCAACUUCCCUGACGCCCUCACCAUGUUCUCCCGCCUCAAGGCCUCCGAGAGCUUCAACAGCAGCAGCCCCGUGGCCUCCAUGGCGACUUCCCCGCCGCCCCCGGCCCCGCCGCUGCCCCCGCACGGGGCCUUCAACCCCUCCUGGCCCGCGGCCUCUCCCCCCGGCCAGCAGCAGAGCGUGUGGACUCCGGCCCCUCCAGCACAGCCCUCGGGCUGGCCAGGCGCCGUCUCCCAGCAGGCCACGGCAGAACAGAAGGCCAACGUCACCAUGGAGGCAGAGAGAUGAGGCCGCGGCCCACAGCCAACGCGGCGGGGACCCCUGCGUAUAAAUAUAUAUAAAUAUAUAUAUAUACAUCCCCCGCCCCCGGAGAGGAGAGGAGAGGAACUCUGCUGCCAGGGCGUCUGGCUGAGACACACAUGAGCAAAUAGCUGCCUUGCAUGGGUUUGGUUUGAAGUAGUUUUUACUUGUCCUCCAGCUGAACGGAGCUCCCCAGGGACAGUGGAGCCUGCGAGGGACGCGGGACCGACGCUGGCCUCUGCCUGGGACCCCGGGGCUGCCGGGCUCUCGGGGAGCCAGCACCCCCUCCUCUCUUGGGACGCCGGAGUUUGCAUGCGAGUGACAUUUAGGGAGGAGGUCCCUUCCUCCCUGUCCCCUGGGCCGCCCCGACAGGCAGAGUGGGAUGUACCCGAGCGUUUCCCCCUCUCCCACAGCCCCACUCGACCGGGUGGGGGGCAGACACCCCACGCAGCUUGUUUUUGGUGAGGGAGGGAGCCGGGGCUGUUCCUGCUGGGCUGCAGCCUCCACCCCGCAUGCGCCGUGCUCGCUGGUGAGCAGGGCUGGGGGAUGGCUCCCGGGCCCCUCGCCCACCUGGGGAUGGGCAGCAGGGCUGGCUCACCCUCCCCUCCCCACCUGGGAUGGGGUUUGCCCCGGGGCAGUUUGCAUGACACAGUGUAACCCUAGAGACUGGGAUUGUUUUUAACCCCUCUGUUCUUUUCUCCCGGCGGCUGGAAGUCUCUCCGGACGCGCCGCAGCCGCUUGCAAUACACGCUCUGCUUUGAACCCGG
Molecule: messenger RNA, 1746 nt
Organism: Calypte anna (Anna's hummingbird)
Lineage: Eukaryota; Metazoa; Chordata; Aves; Apodiformes; Trochilidae
Gene: UBALD1
Product: UBA like domain containing 1
Exons: 3
Coding region: 356-967 (203 amino acids)
Molecular function (GO): protein binding
Source: RefSeq, a predicted model, not a curated record